CAGGGUGUGCUUUACUUCAAUCUGUCAUUCAAGACAGACAACGUUAUGCUUCUGACGAAUCCAAUGCAAUGAAUACCAAAAAAGCGGCAGCGGACCGAUUGAAAUUCGGACCCUAUUUGACGACGUACAACAAAGACUUCGUGAAAUUCAAAUCGACAGGUAACACGAGCAACAAAUACUUGGCGAAGCAAGAAUUUAAAGAUCCGGUCUGUGAAGGUUUCAAAAAUUGUCUCCACCUGAAUGAUGCCGAUGAUUUUUUGGAAAAGAUGACAAGCGCAAACGCGAAGGUCGCUCGGCUUUAUUUCGACGAGUCCUUGGAUCACAUAAUAAUUAAGGGAGAUCGCCUUUUGAACGGAAAAUCGCUCUACCAGGUCGACUAUUGCGACAUAGAAGCCGACGUAAAAAGAAAACUUCUCCAAACCGAUAAGGAAAAAAUCGCUUUGCCGGAAGGUUGGGAAAUCCCGUUAACCACGCAGAAGUACGAUUAUCGGUCGCCGUUUUGGAGCGAACCGACCAUUUCGCGAUCUGCGGGUAUAAGACACCCUGACAAUCUUGGGCAAAACGAGAAAAUUAAUAAAAUCUUGAACGUGAAAACCGGAGACACCGAGUACAACAGCACCGUCGGCCAACUAGGAGCCUUCGUUGUCGCCGAACAAAUGCACGGCGAGAUCGUCCAUCCGUUAAAUAUAAACCAAACCAAAUAA
Messenger RNA from Cylas formicarius (sweet potato weevil), 704 nucleotides. RefSeq lists its product as uncharacterized. The record is from RefSeq and is a predicted model, not a curated record. Lineage: Eukaryota; Metazoa; Arthropoda; Insecta; Coleoptera; Brentidae. The coding region runs from base 69 to 704 and encodes 211 amino acids. The transcript has 5 exons.